Molecule: messenger RNA, 1137 nt
Organism: Mycetomoellerius zeteki
Lineage: Eukaryota; Metazoa; Arthropoda; Insecta; Hymenoptera; Formicidae
Product: heat shock factor 2-binding protein
Exons: 6
Coding region: 99-1127 (342 amino acids)
Cellular component (GO): cytosol
Source: RefSeq, a predicted model, not a curated record
UGUCAUAUUGCAGCAGAAUUCUGCGAAUAAUCUGAAAAAUAUUUGCAUAUAACAAUUGUGAGAUUGUUGUUAUUCUUCGAUAACGCGAAAACGCAUAUAUGGACGAAUUUAAUUUAGAAAAUGAACACGAACUCCUAAAUUCCUUGGAGACAAUUUUUAACUCCACCGAGUGUAAUCUGCACGAAUUGAUAGACGACAUUCCACAGAUUUUUGCGACUGACAAUCUCAAAGCUGUAUCGCAUAAAGAAGAAACAAAUGGAGAAAAGACACAUGCGCUUUUCAAUAAAUUCUCAACGUCGUCCGUUAAUGCGUCAAAAGAUAAUACGAACGAAAUUGUAGCGUUGAAAUCAAAGUGCGAAGAACUGGAUACUCAAAUUGAACGUCUAACAAAAGAUAAAGAAGGAGCAUUCGAGGAAAUAGAACGUCUGAAAGAUCAAAUAUUAAGUCAGAGUACUUAUUGCACAAGCCUUGGUGCAGUAUUAGGUAACUUGACAUGGCGUGCUUCUAGAUUUCCGCAAAUAGUCGACACUUGGUUAUCGAACUUUCAGGGUAAAAUAGAAGAAUUCUUGUCGAUAGUGAACGGGACUUUCGGUGCAUUUGUUAAUACUUACAGAAGCGCAUUCCCUCCUACGAGCAAUGUUGAGUACCAAUUUGUAAUGGGACUCCUCGGUAUCGUUACCAAUAUAUCCGCAAGCCCGGAAGGUCGUGAAUUUUUAAUUACAAAUUCCAACGGUACGGAAUUCGUGCAAAAGUUAAUUAAACUAACGCCCGAAUUACCGUCGGCACCUGGAACGGUAUCUUUGAAAAGAUUAAUAUUAAUGAUCCUGUAUAAUGUAAGCAUGAACAAGACUGGCUUACAAUAUCUACUCGAAUCACGAGUUGGAGACACGCUAAGUCAUUGUUUGGAUGAUGAGGCGUCUUCGGAAGAAAUGCAGUUGCUCUGUCUUCGCGUUCUACAAUCCGUCACUUACAAUCUCGAGGAACCAAAAUAUAUUCAUGACUUGACUACGUUAAUUCCAAUCGAAAGACUCGAGAUUAUGAAUUCGUCCGCGAAACGGAGCGACAUAAGCAAUGCAGCGAAACAAAUCAUCGAACAUUUGCGGCAUAGUAAAAAAAUUACAAAGUGAUUAUUAAAAA